AUGAGUGAAGUGGUUCAGAAACUUGCCCAAAUUAACCAGAGCUCCAGGGUUGAAGAAAGCAUUGACCAGAGCUGCACAGUCGCGCGGCGGUCGUGUGACGAUUGUGCGGCGGUCAUGCGGCGGUCGUGGGGCGGCAGUUGGCGGUCAGCGGUUUAUGAAUAUAUUUGGAACAAUACUACUCUCUUCAAACACAUUCAUCCACAAUUAUCAUGGGAAAAUCGGCUCAAUAUAGCUGCUGAAGCUGCUGUUGCACUCAAGGAAAUGCAUUCUAGCAACAUCAUUCAUGGCAACAUCAAGUCAACGAAUAUACUUCUGGAUCAAAAUUACUCGGUGAAAAUAUAUGAUUUUGGAACUUCAGUACUUAUAUCACCGGAGCAUAGUCAUCUCGUAGCCACCGAAAUAGAAGGCACCUUGGGCUACAUCGAUCCAGAAUAUUUAACCACCGGUAAGCUAACAAUUGAGAGUGAUGUAUACAGCUUUGGAGUUGUCCUCGUGGAGUUGCUCACCGAAAAGAAGCCUACAAGUUAUGUUAUUAAUGAGUUUGAAGAGCCAAUAAAUAUUAUCCCUCAUUUCAUCUCUUCCGCAAAGGGCGGGACCCUCUCCCAAAUCAUAAGUUUUGAGGCCCCCAGGGGAGAUGAAAUCAAGCAAGUAAAAACAGUUGCUGACAUUGCAAUGAAAUGCGUAGACCAAAGCAAGAGGAAGAGGCCAACAAUGAGUGAAGUGGUUUAG
This is a messenger RNA of Eucalyptus grandis, 729 nucleotides long. RefSeq names its product wall-associated receptor kinase-like 3. The record is from RefSeq and is a predicted model, not a curated record. The transcript is spliced from 2 exons. NCBI's taxonomy places the organism in Eukaryota, Viridiplantae, Streptophyta, Magnoliopsida, Myrtales, Myrtaceae. The coding region runs from base 1 to 729 and encodes 242 amino acids. Gene Ontology annotation, molecular function: protein serine/threonine kinase activity; ATP binding. Gene Ontology annotation, biological process: protein phosphorylation; cell surface receptor signaling pathway. Gene Ontology annotation, cellular component: plasma membrane.